AUGUCCAUGCUACCCGAGAAGAAGAAGCCAAAGCCUGAGGAGCUGGCCACAAGAAGCGAGAAUAUCCCACAGUCUGAAGGUGUGGCACCAGAACAGCCCAGCAGAAGCCGAAGAACUCGACGUAGCGAGGUAUCUCAGACCAGCAAUGAGGCACAGGUUACUACAGAGGAUGUCAGUGAUGAAGUCGAUCACAACAUAACACGCAACGGCGCAUCUAGAUCGAAGCGCAGGAAGGUCUUACCGAGCCACACACCCGAUCAGCAUGCACAGGUGGUUAGCCCGAAGAGAAGCCCGUCUAGGUUGAGCUUGCGCCAAGCUUCGAGGACACCAGAGAAGCCUGCCGACGAGAACGAAGAGCUGCAUUGUGGCGACGAUGCGCUACCCUCGCCUAUGACUUCGAACGAUUUCGCGUUAGAAGACGAUCCAAAAUCAGCGACGACCCCUGGUGGUGAGGACGUUCAGAUGAUGGACAACGACUCGGAUCAAGGAAAAGAGAUCAGCAUAUUGAACCUUGGUCGUAGUGGACGCUCCAGCAGGGCUCGGCCUAGGGUGUCCUAUGUUGAACCCAUGCUUGAGGACGUAUCCGACCAAGACCUGGGUCUCGCAGCCGAAGACGAAGAUGAGGACGUAUCAGACAUCUACAGUUCUCCUACAACGGACGAAGAAGAAGAAAGCGAAGCGGAGAUUGAGCCUGCAUCUUCCGAUGAGGAAGCAUCGAGCGCCAGUGACGCUGAAUCGUUAGACAUCUCCAUAGAUGAGGACGUCAUCCCUGUUGAAGACGAUCAACCCAAGCCAAACCCACGCCGGAACACUAAGACUGGAGAACCAAGUCGAGCUGGCAAAGGCAUCGAUCUGAGCCUUCCCCCGCUCUCGAACAUUCAAGACUGCAUGUUUGAUAUGACUGCCAAAGCAGUAAACCUCGGCCUUUGUGAAGCUCUUCAAAGCCUAGGAGAAAGGCCUAUCAGAGUAGCGACCAUGUGUUCUGGUACUGAGUCGCCGUUGCUAGCCCUGGAUGAGAUAUCAAAAGCACUUGAACGUAUGGGGAAACCUCCAAUGUACAUUCAGCAAGAAUUCUCCGCGGAGAUUGAAAUCUUCAAACAGGGAUACAUUGAGCGGAAUUUCGCUCCCAGGAAGUUGUUCCGAGACGUGCGCGACUUCCUACGCAAAGACACCACCACCGCUAUCACAGCAUACGGAGCAGAGGUCGACAUUCCCACGAGCAUAGACAUGCUCAUCGCCGGCUUCGUCUGCAAGGAUCUCUCGCGGAUGAACAACAAGGGAAAGACUAUCGACGACGGCGGCGAAUCGGGCGACACAUGGCGAGCAAUCUACACCUACGCGGAGCGCUUUCGCCCCAGCCUAGUACUGCUGGAGAAUGUCAAGAAUGAGAAGAAGACUUGGGAUGACGUGGUACAAAGAUGGUCCAAGAUCGGUUACGAAGCUCAAUGGAUCUAUUGCGACACGAAAAACUACUAUCUGCCGCAAACCCGAGAGAGAAUGUACAUGAUCGCUGUGGAGCGUAGCCAUUUCGGUAAAGAUGUGAAGAGAGCGACAUACCAGUGGAAGGAGUUGAUGCAAAACUUGGAAAGACAGUGCAGUAGCCCUUACGAGGCGUUUCUCCCUGAAUCGCUGAAAGAGUCAAGUGGUUACAGCAUUUUGAAGAACGAGCCGGACUGGGCUUUGUGCAAGCUCCGGAAUGAUCACAUUCGCUCUGAGAAGAAACUUGGAAUACUCAGUCCUGUGAGCCGGCGGAGCGACAACGGCACGGUCAUGCCUCCCGAUUUCGCUGACCGAAAGUUCUACAAUUCUCAAUCUUCGAGAGUACAUGAUGCUAUCGACAUUGCUCACCUAGAGUUUGCUGCUCUCAAGGGCUGCGAUUCGCUUUACAAGAUGGCGUUAUGGGAUGUCAGUCAAAACGUCGAUCGAUUCAAGGCAGAUUUGGGCAUUGCGCCAUGCCUGACUCCAGGUGGGCAAGACUUUGCCAGCAACCGCCAGCACACUCUGAAUGGUAGUCAGCUUUUGAUCCUUCAAGGCAUGCCGCUCGAUCGACUAUUAUUCGCGAACGAAACACAAAAGGACCUACAAAACCUCGCUGGCAACGCCAUGUCAACUACAGUGAUCGGGGCGUCUCUCAUUUCUGCCCUCAUUGCCGGCUCACAAGCUUUUCGUUCCGAACACAAUGUCACAUCUGACAAAGUACAAGCUCCUCCGCCCACUAGUAGAAUGAUCGCCCAGCCAGAGGUCUUGGGUCAUACAACCCUGGAACCAAGCAUUUAUAAAGAUCUCGACCUGGCCGAGCUCAGGCACGAAGCAAAGAUGAGUGCGCGUAUGUGCAACUGUGAGGGCAAACAAAUUAUCAGCAAGACCGCGAUCCAUAUCUGCUCUGCUUGUGGACAUUCAGCUUGCGCCUCCUGUGCCGGGAAUCCCAAGCACGUUUAUCAAGAAAUUGUCUUACCGAGUCGUCGAACGCCGCUACCUGACGACUUCAUCAGGCGGUGGAGACCCAGGUUGCCUGCGCGACUGAAGUUCCAUGCCUUCCCUAACAUCUCUCAUCUGGCUGCCAAUAUGGGCCCAAAAGACCCGAUUCUGAGCGAGUAUCUGACCAUUUUAUCGGAAGCGCAGCUGAGCUUUCAGUAUUUCUGUAUUGGUGAAUUCUCCAGAGAGUACAAUGAGUGGAAGAUCACCUACAGCUCGUCUAGUGCCACGAUUGAGCUGAAGGUCGGCUCCGAUAUUCGAUGGUCAUUAUUCGUCAGAUGUCCACCGAAUCUCCCGGGUAACAGCCCCUUGCGCGAGUUCGUUCGCAAUCCGAUCGCACAAAGCGCCACCACCAAUACUCUCUUCGACGUCGAGUGGAAUAUACGCAUACCCUACACCCAGAACCAUAUUCUCAACAUGAGCGGCUCGGCUGAUAGGAUUAGCUCUUGGAGGAGUCGGCUCGGUCUUGUGGACUACAAAGAGGAGACCGUACCAAGAACCAUUAAAAUUCGGGGCAAUGACCGGGAGGUGGCGGCCAUCACCGGCGAUUACGAGCAUCAACCGCAUUGUGGAACUGCGUCAACUAGCCUUUACAAAAGGUCAACGGGUGUGAACAGCAUGUACUUGUUUCUCGAUCCUAACCCUAUCGGCCGAUCAGAUCAUGACAGCUUCGUCUUUAGCCAGGACCAUACCCGCAAACACUAUGGAGACAGCCGUGUCACGCUGGCCCGUGUGCAUCCAUCCUGGCGACCCUGGGAUGUGGAGGACGGAUGUGUGGACGCCAUUACCAUCACAAUUCCUGACGUGCACGCCCCUGCUGAAAUGAUGCUUGUACCAGCAACUGUUCCUCUGAACGUGGGUUUUCUCGAUGAAGGAUGCCUCGUUGACAACAACCUACCAGAUUGCUCCCAGGCGCUCACUUGCCUAGACGUCUCUCUUCAAGAUGAAGUUUCAGUGCGUACUUUUGCAGAGUAUUCCUGGGCUCUAGAGAGCGCUAAAAUGUUACCGACAUGCUCAUCUUGGCAGACAGUGCAGUCAGACUGGUCCGGGGAGUGUUCCUGCGCACCACUGUAUCCCGAGAUUCUCUGGAGUGUCAACAAGAAGAGUCUAGCGACAGCACACGAGGACCGCCGAGCUGCUGCCGCAUUCGAGCGCGCCAUCAAGCAACGCCCUGAUAUAGUUCAAUUGGAAGCUUCCAGUGAUCUGUCAGGGACACGAAUCCGGAUCGGUGUCGAUGUUCUGUCGUUGACGCAUCGCGCGCGAGGAAGGUUUGCCAAGGGUGUUUCCACGACUACUUCCUGGAGGCUGAUAACGGAUCAUGUUGAUUUACCUUCACAGCCCCUCCAGAAGUUUCAACUGCAAAGCAAUGCGAACGAUAUUCAAGAUCCCGCAAUUAUGCCGCCGGAGUAUCUACGGGGUGCGCAGGUAAAAUCUGUGUCAUGGAUGGCAAGGCAAGAGCGAGGGAUAAUAACGAAACUCAUCGAGACAGAAGAAUCAGUGCACUCAGGUCUAGGUUGGAGAGUGGAGGCUCAAGCAGAGACAGAGCAAGUUGUGCGUGGUGGUGUGCUCGCCGAUCACCCGUCCUUCGGCAAGACUGUCACAAGUAUUGGGCUCAUCCAGAGCGAAUUCGAACAGUGCACGAUGGAUACACUCAUUCAGCGCAACCGAUCCAUGGCACCUGAGCAGCCUCAACUACUGGAUUCAGCUGCAACUUUGAUCGUUUCACCUCCCCAUAUUACAAGUCAAUGGAGUACAGAACUGGAGAACUUUCUCGAAUCCCAAAAAUACGACAGCUACAAUGUUCUUGUCAUAGAGAACUACAGUCAGCUGAAGAGUCUAAAGAUUGAAGACCUCUUACGAAGCAAAGUCAUCAUAGUGUCUUGGACGCUGUUUGCAGAUGAAGCUUACAUUUCGGAGCUAGCAACGUUCACCGCACUGCCAGAGCCUUUGAUGACCAGCCGUCGUGCAUUCAGUUGCUGGCUCGAUAGGGCCGUUGGCGAGAUCCCAAACCAGCUGGCUGUGUACAAGCGUCAUGACUAUGAGAACUUUCAACGGCUAACGAAGGAACUCGUGGAUGAAAAGCUCCAGCAACCCGCAUUCCAGGCCGCAUUGCCAAUAAGCAUCCGGCAUGGUAGCGCAUAUCUUUCCUUCGAGGCCAUGUCCUCUACUUCAGGUCCAUCGAAAAAAGCCAAAGCCAAGGCGAAAACUAAGGCCACGUCGAGACCAGGUAGCUCAUCACACCUAGUGCCACUACUCCAUCUCUUUCGGUUCAACAGAAUCAUCGUUGACGAAUAUCACUAUCUCAAUGACACGAACAAGAUGGGAAACAACUUCAUGGCUACGAGCAUCAAACAAGUUGCUGCACAUAAACGCUGGGUGUUGUCUGGAACGCCAGCCUUAGCCAACUUCUCUGAUGUCAAUCAGCUGGCAUCCUUCCUCGGAGUCAAACUUGGUCGGUACUUCUGUGGCGACGGCACGGUUACGACAUCCGCGGAGAAGGUCUCCAAGCUUGAUCAAACUGAUGUAGAAAGCUUCUUAUCGCAAACGGAAGUCAUGUCCAGACAAUGGCAUGAAGCGAGACACCAACGGGCGCAGGCCUUUCUCGACAAAUUUGUGAGACAGAAUGAGGCUGAGCUUCAGCACAUUGACUGCUCGGAGAAGCUCCUAUCGGUGGAUCUGGAUGCUGCUCACCAUGCCGUCUACUUGGAGCUUUCUCAAUACCUCAUUUCUCAAAAGAUGCAGAUCAAGAAGCUCAACAAGAAGUCUGGCUCGGACAGGAGUAGCAGGCUGAAUGACAGCCUAGAGAAUUCCGCAAGUGCCGAAGAAGCACUGCUCAGGUGUGCUUUACUCUUUGAGACAGAGGAAGGCAAAUCUGCGCUUGAGCUCUUAUUCGAAAAAAGGUCGCAACAAUUACGCAACACCAAGAAGGACUUGUUGAAGCUGCUAUCGAAGUUCGAGGGCUUGAUGAAGAAGUCUAAGAACAACGAGCCGACCAUUAAAGACCUUUAUGGCCAUUUCCAGAAGGAUAUAUCACAGUACAAUUGGCUCGGAGAUGACGAGUCCAGCCAAGUUGUUCGCGGCUUGAUUAAAGAAGCACAAAAGACCCCCAAAUCUGGCUUUGCUGAUGUCGCGGACAUAUCGAAACUUCAGCGCGAGCGGUUGAUCAAGCAGGAACUUUCACAGCUCCGCGAUACCGCUCUCGAAUUCGCGCAUAGGACAAGGUCGAAACGUUUCAUCGCAUCGAUCCACGACUAUCUUCAACUUGCAACUGUCGGCAAGGAACCUACCCGUUGUAGCUCGCCUGUUUGCAAAGGCGUAGUUAACCCUCAAUUACUCUUCUCGAUACCACACUGCGGCCAUACUGCAUGUAAAGAGUGUCUUGCGUUGCGGACCGACGACGAGACUUGCGUACAUACUGGCUGCACUUCCUACGCAAGCGAAGGUAACCUGAUACGGAUGGCUGAUCUUGGUCUAAGUCACGACCAACAAACUGGUCAGAGCUUUGGCAACAAGCUUGAGGCGAUUGCCCAACUUGUUCAAGGGCUUCCACAAUCUGAUCAAUGCAUCGUUUUCGCGCCAAACGAGGAGAUCAUCAGCAUUCUCGAGACAGUGUUCGACCACUGUAAUGUCUCUUACCACUCGUUGGGCGGAAGUCGACAUAAGGCGUCGGCAGCGAAGCUUAUGGAGGACUUCAAGACGAACACAAAUCCCAAAAAGAGGAAAACUCUCAUCAUACUCAAUCUGGGAAGCGAGUCUGCAGCUGGCGUCAACCUGACAGUGGCCAACCACGUUGUAUUCGUUUCGCCCUUCUUGGCAAAGACGCAGUAUGACUACGACUCAGCCAUGGCACAAGCUAUCGCUCGAAGUCGUCGUUAUGGCCAGCAGAAGAAGGUUCACAUCUAUCAUGUCAUCGCAAAGCGUACGAUUGACGUAGAUAUCCUCGAACACAGGCACAGACGCAGCGACGCGAUUACUACCAUGGAGGCAGCGGUCGAGUUACCAAAGCCAUCGUCUACAAAGAAAGAAAGGACGAAGCUUCUCAAGAACAGCAAGGGCGAGAUAAUACUGAUGCCGCUUAGCUGGCUAGCAGAUGAGGCCAAGCGAAGAACGAUGGAGAUUGAGGAGACGACGGAGCAGUUCACCUCCCUGAUCAACUUUUCCGAGACGUUCGAGCAGGAGGAUGACGAGCCUUGA
Messenger RNA from Alternaria ethzedia, 6669 nucleotides. RefSeq lists its product as uncharacterized. Gene Ontology annotation, molecular function: ATP binding; methyltransferase activity; ATP-dependent chromatin remodeler activity. Bases 1 to 6669 code for a protein of 2222 amino acids. NCBI's taxonomy places the organism in Eukaryota, Fungi, Ascomycota, Dothideomycetes, Pleosporales, Pleosporaceae. The record is from RefSeq and is a predicted model, not a curated record. The transcript is spliced from 5 exons.